Messenger RNA from Orycteropus afer afer, 546 nucleotides. It is a transcript of the gene ZNF655, whose product is annotated as zinc finger protein 655. Gene Ontology annotation, biological process: regulation of DNA-templated transcription. NCBI's taxonomy places the organism in Eukaryota, Metazoa, Chordata, Mammalia, Tubulidentata, Orycteropodidae. The record is from RefSeq and is a predicted model, not a curated record. The coding region runs from base 1 to 546 and encodes 181 amino acids. The transcript is spliced from 4 exons.
AUGGAGCAAAUAUCGGUCCAGGAAACAGCAGGAUCACCAAGGGUCCAGUUUCAGUCUCUGGACACCCAGUCUGAGGGUCUGUCCCCAGAGCCUCAGUUCGUGCAGGAGACCGUCAUGGAACAGGGACCCAUUGGGGCUCCACCUGUUCCCCAGGUGCCUGCUCUUCCCCAUGCGGGAAGCCCAGGAGACCAGGCAGCUGCGCUCCUGACAGCCAGGUACCAGGAGUUUGUGACAUUUGAGGAUGUGGCUGUGUACCUCACUCGAGAGGAAUGGGGAUGCCUGGACCCUGUUCAGAGAGAUCUCUACAGAGAAGUGAUGUUAGAGAAUUAUGGGAACGUGGUCUCGCUGGGCAUACUUCUCCGUCUUCCCACCACCCGGAUACAUAAUGUGAAUUCCUGCCCAGCCUUGAGUCAUACCCAGGCAAGUGCUUUCUCUGGAGACACCCUUGCAGUCCUUUCAGCAGGAAUCUCCAAAAGAUGGCUCAAGUAUCGACUUCCCAUUGAUAUUGUUCAUCCCUGCGCGGAAACUCCUUUUCCACGGUUGUAA